This is a messenger RNA of Eimeria tenella, 2904 nucleotides long. RefSeq names its product MIZ zinc finger protein, putative. NCBI's taxonomy places the organism in Eukaryota, Apicomplexa, Conoidasida, Eucoccidiorida, Eimeriidae. The coding region runs from base 1 to 2904 and encodes 967 amino acids. Gene Ontology annotation, molecular function: SUMO ligase activity. Gene Ontology annotation, biological process: protein sumoylation. The record is from RefSeq and is a predicted model, not a curated record. The transcript has 7 exons.
AUGGGCGGUGUGUCUUCAGCCCCUGACUCUCCCUCCAGCAGCAGCGAUGACCAAGUCUGCGACAUUGCCGAUGCAGCAGGCCCUCCUCUGCAGCACAUGCAGCAGCACCUGCAGCUAGAGCAGCAGCUGCAGCAGUAUGAGUCCGCUGAUUUGGAGUUCUAUGACGCGAACUCGGGGGACGAGGAGUCAGCUCCUGGCCCACCUCAGUUGUCAACACUGCAGCAGCAGCAUCAUAGGAACAGCAGCAGCAGCAACAGGAGAGAUUCAGCGUGGCAUUCCACUAGUAGCCUGGCCUCGCUCCCCCAAGAUGCUGCCCUGCGUGUUGCUGAGACUGCUGCAACUGCAGCAGUUGCAGCUGUUGCUGCUGCAGCCCAAGCCCACGAGUUCUUUACAGCACAUGCAGAAGCAUUUUCCUGCUGCCAUCAUAAGCGCCACCGCUGCUGCAGCGGCAGUAGCAGCAGCAACCAAGUGUGCGCUCUGCGCACUCGCCAGAAAAAGCGUCGGCUAAUGCUGCUGCAGCAGCAGCUGACAAGUGCUGGUGCUUCUGUUGCUGCUGCUGGCCGACACAAAGAAGGCAGAUACAGCGAAGGAUAUUCCCAAGGAGUUCCCCUGGGGAGUUCCUGCAGCACAGGUAGCAGGAUCAGCAGCGGCAGCAGCUGCAGCAAGAUCAGCAGCAGCAGCCAGCCCAUCCUGUCUUACGAAGCGUACCACUCCCAACAUCAGCACAGGCAACAGCGCAGCAGAAGCAGCUCGCGUCUAGGAUUUAGUGGCAGAGAUGCAGCAGCAUCAGCUGCUGCUGCUCAUAGGCCAAUAGCCGCGUCGCUUGGAUCACCAGCAGCAGCUUCUCCUCAAGCACCUGCACUGGCAGCAGCGCCAGCAGCACAGUUUGACUCCCCAGCUUCGCCGACGGCAUCUGCAGCAACAGCAGCAUCAGCCGCACCUGCAUCAGCAGCAGCAGCAGCCCCGCCCAGAGAAGCAGCAGCAGCAAUCCCAGGGGCAGCCUUGCAGUGGCCCGAGAGCCGCCCAUUCGCCUCACCGAAGAUUAGUUCGCCCCUCAAUGUAUCCUUCCAGCAGCACGAGGAGAUCCAGCAGCAAAAGGGGCACGACAGCACUUCUCCGUCUCCCUUCCAAUCUCAGCAAGAUCAGCAGCAGCAGCAGCAGCAGCAGCGGGGCCGCCUGCGCUCCCAGCGGCAAAAACUUGUGCUGCAAACGCUGCUGCCGCUGCCGCUGCAGCGCCGGUGUGGCGUUCUGUGCCCAUCUGCAUUUGCUUCUUGUGCAGACGCGCUGCGGGUGCGGGAGGCGGACAAGAAUUGCUUUUGUUUGUGCAAGGCUCUUAGCAAGACAGAACGGGAGCGCCUGUCUUGCGCUUCCAAGCGUCCUCCUUGCCACUGCAGCUGCUGCGGCAUUUGGAUGCAUGGACUCUGCGCUCUUGCAUUUUUUACCGUAUGGGGGGAUUGCCGAAUGUGUGUCGUCUGCAGCCUCGUCUUGGCGGACCCCACAAGUGAAGUUGUUUGGCUGUCAAAUCUCGCCGCGCUGAAGCAAACAGUUCCAGCAGCAGCUCCAACAAGAACGCCAGCAGCAGCAGCAGGGGAAAUCCCUGAAACGACAGAUGCAGCAGCAGCAGCAUCAGCUGCGGCCGUGGACCCAAGUGCUGGUGCAGCAGCUGGUCAAGGGGGGCGAUCUGUGCAGUCUUUCGACCUCCGAUCUUUCCCGCGGGACUCCCCAAGGCCUCCGCAGCUCCGUCUCGCUGCUGCAGUUGUUCCUCAAACGCCUUCCACAGCAGCAGCUGCAGCAGGAGAAGCAGCAGCGCAGACCUCAGUUGCUGUGUACGUCGACCCGACCGCCGCCAGGGGCUGUGAGGCAAAGACUCUGGCGCCUGCAACAGCAGCGGCCACAGCGCCACUGACAAGUAGCAGAAUUCAGCGACUGCAGCAGGGGCCUGCCAUGUGCCUCCGAGUGCAGGCAGUUGGCGAUGUCUGCCUCGUGUCACUACCUCCCUUUGUGGGAAACAAUCCCUACACUGUUUCCGUUGGGGCAGAGGGGAAAACGGAGAAGACCCUGCUGGUGGCAGCAGCAGCAGCGAGACCGCUGGACCCGCUGCAGCUGAUACAAGCCAUCCGGAAUCUCCGCACGCUAAAUCCCAACCAAGGCAGAGCCUACCUGUUGGAUGUCUUCGCGCGGGAGAAACGACAGCAGCUGCGGCUGCAACAGCGGAUAUACAUGUACCAGACAAGAAAACGCCAUACGCCUAUGCAGGGCAUCUGCUGCAGCAGCAGCAGCAGCAGCAGCAGAAACAGCAGCAACACCAUGGCGCAAGAAACUACUGUACCUGGCAUUUUGCACCGAAGCGCCACAUCUAGCUUGAGAGCUCGAGUCUCCAGCUUCUCUUCCACAUUUUCCGCAGCAGCUGCAGCAGGCGCAGGCGUAGCAGAAGCAGCAGGGGAAACAGCAGCAACAAGUGAAGUUUUCUCCCCGCGUUUGCGCUGCCUUUCUCUGGCGCAAGAAGGCUCGUCAGAACGCCUGCGCCUUCCCUGCCGGUCUAUUUGGUGUGCUCAUGCGAGCUGCUUCGACUUGGAGUCAUAUCUCUACAAACAAUUCAGUGUAUUGACAUCGAAAGGCCCUCCUCAAGGGGUAGUAAAGGGAGCCAAUGGGAGUUAUGGAGAACCCCAUAAAGGCUCCUCGCCUCCAGCCACUUCUUCAGAAAACGCCAAGGCGGGCUCUUGGCGUUGCCCGUUGUGUAAGGCCCCCGCGCUGCCCCAUGAGCUGUAUGUGUGUGGAUUCGUGCUGCAGCUGCUGCAGCAGCAACCGAAAGAUACAGCAAGUGUUGUCUUUGCAGACCCAGACCUGCUGCUGCCCAUACCCCACAGAAGACUGAGAGAAGUGGCUGAGGCGAUCAGCAGCUGA